AUGUUGUUCAAUAAGGUCACAGCUCUUUCUUUGGCCUCUUUGCUCGUUGGCAAAGUCGCCUCUGCAGACUUGCCUGCGAUCGAGGUUGUAGGUAACAAGUUUUUCUACUCGAACAAUGGAACUCAAUUUUACAUGAAGGGUGUUGCUUACCAAGCUGACAGCGCCAACACAACAUCCGGGGAGAGUUUCAACGAUCCGCUUGCCGAUUUUUCUGCGUGUUCGAGAGAUAUCCCAUAUUUGCAGGCAGUGGGCACCAACGUGAUUCGUGUCUACGCGCUGAACACGUCUCUGGACCACACGGAAUGUAUGGAAGCUCUCGCUGAUGCUGGCAUUUACGUGGUUGCUGAUCUUUCUGAACCCUCUUUGUCCAUAAAUCGUGAUUCCCCAUCCUGGACCAUCGAUUUGUACAACCGUUACAUGUCCGUGGUCGACUUGUUCCAAAACUACACCAACGUUCUGGGUUUCUUUGCCGGUAACGAAGUCACGAACAACAAAUCCAACUCCGAUGCUUCUCCUUUCGUGAAGGCCGCCAUCAGAGAUGUCAAGGCUUACAUCAAGCAGAAAGGCUACAGGGACAUACCAGUGGGUUACUCCUCAAAUGACGAUGAAGACACCAGAGUGCCAAUGGCCGAUUACUUUGCUUGCGGUUCUGAUGAUGUCAAGGCGGAUUUCUACGGUAUCAACAUGUAUGAAUGGUGUGGUCAAAGCACUUUCCAAGAGUCAGGUUACGCCGACAGAACCAAGGACUUCGCCAACCUCACCAUUCCCGCAUUCUUCUCCGAGUACGGUUGCAACGCCGUUCAACCUAGAAAAUUCCAGGAAGUUCAAGCUUUGUACGGUAAAAACAUGACUGACGUUUGGUCCGGUGGUAUUGUUUACAUGUACUUCGAAGAGGCAAACAAUUAUGGUCUGGUCAGCAUUGUUAAUGGCAAGGUAUCCACCUUGGACGACUAUAGUUACUACUCUAGCGAGAUCAACUCGAUCUCGCCAUCAUCCGCAAACAACGCCUCUUACACGCCAACUUCCACUUCUUUGCAAUGUCCAGCCACAAACAGCAACUGGAAGGCUGCCACGAACCUACCACCAACCCCCAACGAAAGCGUCUGCAGCUGCAUGAACGAGGCGCUGUCAUGUGUCGUUAGCGACGACGUGGACAGCGACGACUACGCUUCCUUGUACAGCUAUAUCUGCAACGUGGUUUCCUGCGAUGGAAUCACUGCUAACGGAACCAAUGGCACGUACGGAUCUUACUCCUUCUGCUCUGACAAAGAGAAGCUUUCAUUUGUUCUCAACCUCUACUACGAGGAUCAAGGCGGCAGUAACUCUGCUUGUGACUUCUCAGGCUCUGCCUCGAUCAAAUCUGCCACCACCGCUUCCGCAUGUGCAACCGUUCUGAGUGAAAUUGGAACUGUGGGCACUGGCACCGCCAGUGGAUUAGCUUCCUUCAGCGUUUCCGGACUCUCCUCUGCCAGCGGAGCCGGUUCCAGCACGGGUAAGAGCGCCAAGACCACGGCUUCUGGUGGGAAAUCGAGCUCCGGAAGCUCAGCUACCGGCUCUUCCUCUUCUAGUUCCGCGUCUGGUUCGUCCACGAGCUCUUCCCAGAAGAAAAAUGCUGCCCUUGGCAACUCUCCAGCUGGUCUACCAAACGUCAUCUUGACGGCAUUGGCUACCAUCUUCGCUACAGCUGGCCUUGGAAUGGUUUUUGCUUAA
Messenger RNA from Lachancea mirantina, 1710 nucleotides. NCBI's taxonomy places the organism in Eukaryota, Fungi, Ascomycota, Saccharomycetes, Saccharomycetales, Saccharomycetaceae. The record is from the annotation of a GenBank genome assembly.